This is a messenger RNA of Meriones unguiculatus (Mongolian gerbil), 3206 nucleotides long. It is a transcript of the gene Kti12, whose product is annotated as KTI12 chromatin associated homolog. The record is from RefSeq and is a predicted model, not a curated record. Bases 1604 to 2749 code for a protein of 381 amino acids. Lineage: Eukaryota; Metazoa; Chordata; Mammalia; Rodentia; Muridae. The transcript has a single exon.
UUGUGGUUAACUUAGCAUUGCUUUCAGAUGUCGAGCCGCGUGAAGGCCCCACAGGAACGAGAUGAUUUCCCCAGUAACAAAAACUUAGCACUUACCGUACACCAGGUGUUGAACAAUCCAAAUUAAUUAAUUUAGUUCCACAGCAUUUCCAUGAAGUAUUGCUACUUUUUUAGAAAUGAGAAGGUAAAUCACUUAAUGGUUCAUUUGUCCAAGAUCACUAGUGCAUAGCAGAACUGAGCUUUUGACAACCCCUGUAGGCUCUGUACCCUCAGUCAGUGAGUUACACCGCCUAAAGCCUAAAGCUAAAAUAAUGUCAUGUUCCAGGGAGGUUUAGUUUAUGAACAAACAACCCAGAGCAUAAGGAGUUGUGGGAAGGAGGCAGAAGCCAGGAACUGUCAGUUUUACAUGGAUUGGUUUAUUUAUAGUCUCUAUAACCUCUGAGAUUGGAACACCUAUGAAAUAAUUGUAUCUUUUAUAGAGAAGGAAAUUGAAACACAGAAAAAUGAGAUUAUUUUCGAGCAUUUAAACUGCUGUUAAGUGGCAGAGCUUAUUUCUCUGCCACACUCUAUUAGAGACUUACUCUCCUCCAGCAUGUGAGUCCUGUAUUGUACCACACUGUAAGCAUGCUCACACUUAACACUCUGCACCUACCAGACUAGUGCUUGUUGCGGAACAGAUCCCGCAGCCUGGUGACACUGGGCUCUCAGUGUCAUGAGAGCCUCUGCAGCAGGAUUGCCAAAUUCAAUAGUAAAAAUAAAAGAUGCCCAGCUACAUUUAAAUUUCACACAAAGGAAAAUUAAAUAUGUCCAUGAAGCUUAUGCAACUUUAAAAAAAUCUUAAAUUCCGAUUUAAUUGGAAAACCUGCGUUGUAUUUGGCAACCCUAUCCAAGAUGAGAAUUUCCAUUAGUCUUUCAAGUUCAAAAUGAAAUGAUCCGACCAGAGGGUGUAGUUCAGUGGUAGAGAGCAUGCACAGGGCCCCAAUACAGCACCCGUCUCCAAACAAAUAGAAACAAUUUCAAGUGUCAGUCAAAACCUCAGUGACUUUUUCUGGGCAGCUUUUUCACUUCUGCUCCUCACGCUAGUGUAAGGCUACCUAUAGCGUUUUUGUUUUGUUUGUGUUUUUGUUUUUUGAAACAGGGUUUCUCUGUGUAGGUCUGACUGGCCUGGACUCAUUUUGUAUAUCAGGCUGGCCUGGAACUCACAGUAGUCUGCCUGCCUCUGCCUCCCUGAGUGCUCAGACCCUUGAUUUCUUUUGGGGAACAGUUUUAUGGUCAUCUCUGCCCUCAGCCAUGGAAAGAUGUUGACUGAAAUAGUUGUUAUGAAUAAACGUUUACUAAGACCUACCAGGUACGGGAGGAGUCCUGAAUAGAGAAGCAGUUUUGUAAAUUGCUUUCUGUGUGCUAAAUGUGGCGCUAGUAAUUUUGCUGAAUGCCCACUAAAUCCUAAUAAAUAGAUAGGCAUGUUCUCUGACGGAGUGCAAUUUUGAGGCCUUUAAUAAUUGGUGUAAAUAACUGAUGCUAUUCAAAUCUCUGCGUCUCCUUUUUGAGAACGUUGGCCUUUGCUCCAGUUGGUUAGUUCCCGUUUCCCAUGGAAACAAAAGGCCAUGUACGAGCGUAGGAAACCAGGAAGUGUGGGGUUUACUUCCGGUUCGUGCCGGAAGUUGACGCAGAGCGUCUGCACAUGGCUGCCCCUGGAGAGGAUGCCGCUCGUGGUGUUUUGCGGGCUGCCUUCCAGCGGCAAGAGCCGGCGUGCAGAAGAGCUACGCCGGGCGCUGGCCGGCGACGGGCGCGCCGUGUACGUGGUGGACGACGCCUCGGUGCUGGGCACGCGGGACCCGGCUGUGUACGGCGACUCCGCCGGGGAGAAGGCCCUGCGGGCCGCGCUGCGGGCCGCGGUGGAGCGGCGCCUGAGCCGGCAGGACGUGGUCAUCCUGGACUCCGUCAACUACAUCAAGGGCUUCCGCUACGAGCUGUACUGCCUCGCGCGAGCCGCGCGCACGCCGCUCUGCCUGGUUUACUGCGUGCGACCGGGCUGGCCGAGCCGCGGGCUCGGGGAGGCUGACGCCGCCGAGAAGCCGGCUCCGGCCGUCAGCGCGAGCUGGUCGCUGCGCGCCGAGGAGGACGGGCAACCUCUGGCGGCCGGCGCUGCGCGGGAAGAGCGCGCCGCCAUCCCCUGGGCAAACGGGGAACUCGCGGCCGCUGCCCCCGGGGAACCGGAUCCAGAGGAAGCCCUGCCGUCGACUCCUCCAGCCGUGGGGACCCCCGAGUCCGGGAGAUCUGCAAAGUCCAGUGCCUUCUCUUCCAAACUCUUGGAGUCCUUAGCGCUGCGCUUUGAGGCCCCUGACUCUCGGAACCGCUGGGAUCGCCCCUUGUUCACCGUGGUGGGUUUAGAAGAGCCGUUGCCCCUGGCCGAGAUCCGCUCUGCGCUGUUUGAGAAUCGGGCGCCCCCACCCCAUCAGUCCACGCAGUCCCAGCCUCUGGCCUCUGGCAGCUUUCUACACCAGCUGGAUCAGGCCACGAGCCAGGUGUUGACUGCUCUGAUGGAAGCACAGAAGGGCGCGGUACCCGGAGACUUGUUAACACUUCCUGGCACCACAGAACGUCUCCGAUUUACCAGGCCUUUGACCUUGGCAGAACUGAGUCGCCUCCGUCGCCAGUUUAUUUCCUACACUAAAAUGCAUCCCAACAACGAGAACCUGCCUCAGUUGGCCAACAUGUUUCUUCAGUAUCUGAACCAGAGUUUGCAAUAAUGUGGUGGUGGGCAUUCUGUCUGAAUUCCGCUGUACUUUGUCUGGAAAGAAUAGUCUGAGGUCUGCAGAGCUUUCGAUAGUACUAGGGUGGCUAAGUUUGACCGGCUCAUUUUCUGCCUCUCUGCCAUUCUCCAAGGAUAUAGCAUAAACUGAGGCGAAGAAUCGCUGGGUCCAGAAAUACCAAGUGGCUUCAGUUGGACUCAAGUGAGGGUACUGCAUACCGCUGUUUGCCUUCCAUCAGAAUGGAAGAGAAUUGUUUUAAAUUGACUGUGAGAAGAAACCGAAGAUAAGUUUUGUCUUGACGAUGGUCCUUUUAUACUACAAGUAUUUUUGAGUACAGUACUUCUUGUUAUUUAUCCUGGAGCUUCGAACACAGAUAAAUCUUCUGUCCCUGGGAAACUGAUAUUUGUGUAAGACAACCAUUAGCUAUUUCCUCUAAUAAAAUCUUGUGAAGUUG